Musa acuminata AAA Group (dessert banana) is the source of this 831-nucleotide messenger RNA. RefSeq names its product auxin-responsive protein SAUR32-like. The transcript has a single exon. The record is from RefSeq and is a predicted model, not a curated record. Lineage: Eukaryota; Viridiplantae; Streptophyta; Magnoliopsida; Zingiberales; Musaceae. Bases 228 to 614 code for a protein of 128 amino acids. Gene Ontology annotation, biological process: response to auxin.
AAAACCGCACAAAAAGCCACACCGCCUCUCUCCUCCUAUAUAUAUGUCCGUCCAUUACCGUCCUCAGCCUGCUCGAUUUAGAUUUGGAUCGAUAGUUGCCUACUUAAUCCUUGGAUCAGAAGAAAACGCUCUCUCUCUUUCUUCGUACGAGGAUUGAAGCAGGAGGAGGAGAAGAAGAAAAGAGGAAGGGGAACAGUUGCCACCGCCAAGCAGACCACCGUCGAUCGAUGAGCUUUCUGCAGCUUGGCAUGGCCCACCACCACGAGAGGAAGGAGAAGGCGGCGACCGAGGCGGGGGCGCCGCCCAGGGGGUGCAUGGCGGUCCGGGUGGGACCGGAAGGCGAGGAGCAGCAGCGGUUCGUGGUGCCGGUGGCGCACCUCAGCCACCCGCUCUUCACGGAGCUUCUGGACGAGGCGGCGGCGGAGUACGGAUUCAACCAGGCGGGGCCCAUCGCCAUCCCCUGCGGCAUUGAGCACUUCCGCCGCGUUCAGGACGCCAUCGACCGCGAGAUAGGCGGCGGCGCUGGCCACCAUCACCACCACCACAACCAUCACCAUCAUCAUCACCAUCACCACCACCAUCUUCCCCACUUCGCAGGUUGCUUCGGAGCUUGAUGGUUGAAAGAGGCCCGGUUUCUUGGAUGUCUAAGUGUGGAUUAAUGACGACGACCAAGAAAACUAAUGUAUAAAGGAGGGAAAAAUAAGGAAAUCGAGUUUACAUGUAUGUUUGUAGGAAAUAUAUAAAUAUGUUAAGGUAUUGUAAUAUAAUAAGUGAUUCGUAGUGAAGUUUCCAUAUUUAUUUUGGGUCUACUAAGAGCCCAUGUUAAAAAUA